This is a messenger RNA of Lytechinus variegatus (green sea urchin), 2313 nucleotides long. RefSeq lists its product as uncharacterized. The record is from RefSeq and is a predicted model, not a curated record. The transcript has 6 exons. Gene Ontology annotation, biological process: regulation of actin filament polymerization; negative regulation of apoptotic process. NCBI's taxonomy places the organism in Eukaryota, Metazoa, Echinodermata, Echinoidea, Temnopleuroida, Toxopneustidae. Bases 46 to 1065 code for a protein of 339 amino acids. Gene Ontology annotation, cellular component: mitochondrion; actin cytoskeleton; apical plasma membrane.
UCGGGUUGGAGUUUAAAACUAUGGAUCACAUUCAGUCGGUGAAAGAUGUCAAAAUUUGAUGAUAUAUUUAGCUCAUUUCUUGGUUCGGGAUUUCAUCGUGGAGGUGACAGAGAGGAUCCUUACACUGAGGACGGUGAUCAGACUCCUUUCCGUGGAUUUUUUUCAUCCCCUUGGAGCUUCCACAACGGACCAUCACACAACAUGGAUGAUGAUGAUGAUGGGCAGUCUGGGGGACAAGGACCAUUCCCAGGGGGUGGUGGUUUCUUCUCAUUCAAUAAUGAGAUGAAUGACAUGUUCAGACUCUUCGAUGAUAUGUUCAAGAGCUUUGGUAUCGCAGAUUUUCCUCCUCUAGAUGUUCCCAGGGUACCGCCACCAGCCUCUGUCCAACCCGAGAUGAAAUCCCCAAGAGAUCACAUGCUGAAAGAGCCAGAUUCUACAGACAGUCCAGAACCGGGUGCAGUCAAGCCUAAUACUGCUACCAAAGAAUCGCUCUCAUGGUUUGAUGAGCUGAGAAAAGGAAAGACUAUCUUCUCUGUUCCUCCUGAUGAUAAAAUCUCUCCCUCAGCUUCAGAAAAGAAAGAUUCAGAUCUUGAUGAUGUCAUCAAGCAAGGUGAGAUGGAGAGAAUAUUUGGAGGGACGUCAACACAGUCUCCUUCAAACAAUCAACGUCAGAGCUCGUAUUCUAGGAGUAUAUCAAUUCAGACAAUUAGAAGACCAGAUGGGACCUUUGAAACGAGACGCACUGAACGGGAUGGCCAAGGCAAUGUGACCACGACUGUGACCUCAGGUUCAGACGAUGCACCUUCGGGGAGAAUUGAUCCAAGGAAUAAUGAACCCUGGGGUAUGCAUCCUUGGAGACCAAGUAUAUUCUGGCCUUUUACCAAGGGAAAUCCAGGACAUGAUAGGUUUGAGAGCGAAGGGUCUAGGACUGAAGGUGGUCCAGAUCCUUGGAGGCCAGGAACAUCCUGGCAAGGUUCCAGGCGGUCUCCAGGUCCAGAGAGGCAGGAUACAGAGACGGACGAUUCUGUCUACAAGAAAUUCUUUGGAUCUUGGUUCAAGCAUUAAUGUUUUCAUGGCAAAUGUAUGCCUUUAAGACAGUGGGGAAUAUUGCAAUUUAAGUAAUAAUCAUUAAGAUUGAUGGUGUAUUUAACCUUCGAAGGUUGGACUCAGAAUUUGUAGAAUGACAAGCUGAUAAGCAAGUACAAUUUUGAUAUCCUCUGUAAGAAGACAUUACAUUUUGGGGUUAGCAAGUGUUUCUUCUACUGGAUUGAGAAAUGUAUAUUUGAAUUGCUAAUGCCUAGUUUAAAUGAUAUUACAGAAAGCACCAGUGUAAUACCAUAAUACCAUGCAUUGCUCUAUAUCCUCAUACAAAUCAUAUUGUUGCAAAAUUUAUAAGGGGGUAGGAAAUUAAUAAACCACUGUAAUGUAAACCCACAGAGAUCUCUGUGAUUUUACCAACUGUUCGUUUUUCUCCUCUCUUGACUCUGUAUAAAAGUUCUCACUACAUUUCUUAAGUUUCCUCUCUCAGAAUGUUAAUCAACUAUCUGUACAUGUGUCUAUAAUCUCUCACAAGUGGGGAACAGCAAAUUGAAAUAAGCAGAGCUGACUUUUAGGUUAGACUGUCCAUUUAUUAAUUAGAGCAGACAUUUGAAGAAUAGAUACAAUCCAACUACACUCGAAUGAAAUGAACUCCAAGACAUGCCCCGAGAAACUCUCCUCAAAUGCGAAUUACCACACCUUUUUAUAGAGAGCUAAAUUACGCAAAGCACCCUUGAGCUAGUUUAUAUCCCUCUCCCAAGAACAAGAUUCUUCCUUGGCGUAGAUGGGAUGCACGCGACUGCUAGUCGAUCUUGAUGUUGCAUAACAUGAGGGCAUACUCUGUUGACGAUCGAGACCCUGGACGUGUGCAAAGCAGGUCUGUCCUCAGUGUGAGGUCAGGCGAGGUCACACGCAACUGAGAUCUGUCAUCGCUGGGAGAGACCGCGCGCGGCUGAGGGACUGUCCUUGUCAUUGCCUAAACGAAGCUUAAGGACAGUCGCUCUUGAGGAGCGAGGCCCAGGUCAUAAAUAAGUCUGACCUCGUAAACAUAACAAAGACAAAUAAAACAAUACUAAAAGUCCAUGUAUACAGCAACAGCGGAGAGUUUCAUGAUUACAAAUGUUUCUUCUUUAUUCCAUGAGGAAAUACAAAAGUCAGUGCAGGUUAGUGCUAUGAACUUGCAGUUAAUGUUUAAAAUUUACAGGUUGAGCCGAGUCGGCUGUCACAUCUUUCUGCCACUUUUCCUCACCUCAAGAUAAUCUUUGGGUUAGUCGG